UUUUAAAAGCAAUUCAUGGAAAAGCUCUGACAAAUACUCUUCCAGACCUCCCCGUGGCAUCCACGUGUCCGGCUCCGCAAUGAGCGGGUCCUGUCGCAGGUCGGCAGCAGCCGUUCUGGAGCAGGGAUAUGAAGACCCACAAUUCCAUCGUGCCCGUCUAGCUCUGCUGUCCACGAUUCAUGAAUAAGGACUCUACCUGAAGGAGUACCUCCGACCAGCACCCUCUCCCUAGUGCAUCAGAGUGGAGAUGGAGGCGUCCCUGGAGCGUGGCGAUCCUUGCUGUGAGAUGUGUUGGUGUUUGAGUUAUCCAGCUACCUUCCCUAGGGUGUAAUUCUACAGUCUUCUCUUUGUUUCCCGGGGCAAAGAAAAUGACUACAUCUCUAGUGCUGGUGUCCUUUGAAGAUGUGUCUGUGACCUUCACCUGGGAAGAAUGGCAGGACCUGGACGAUGCCCAAAGAACUAUGUACAAAGAUGUGAUGCUGGAGACCUACAGCAACCUGCUCUCCUUGGGAUACUGCAUUGUCAAACCUGAAGUGAUUGUCAAGUUGGAGCGAGGAAGAGAGCCAUGGGUAGCGAAAAGUCCCCGAAGGCUGAGCUUGCCAGCUGUCCAGAAAAUGGAUGACCAAAUUGAUGCUAGCCAGAAAAGUCCAAACAGAUACUCAUCACAAGUUGAAGCCGCAAACAACAACACAUCCAUUAAGGAGAGAGUUGAAUCUAAGUGCGAGGAAGAUGGGAAAGCUGGUGGAAGAUCAGCUGUCCUCAUUGAAGAGACAACUGUUACAGGAAAGAGAACUCUACAGAAAAAGUCUGCCCUCAAGGAGCAUCAAGAAGCGCACACUGAAGGAACAGACUCUGAAUGUACUGAAUAUAAAGAAAUGUUGAUUAGUAAGUCAGAGCUUGGGAUGAGUGAGAGGACACAGGCAGGGGCAGUGUCUUAUGCGUGUAACCUGCAUGAAAAAUCUUUUAGCUAUAAACCUAAACUUGCUCUCCAUCAUAAAACUCACACAGGGGGAAAGCCCCAUGAAUGCAAUAAAUGUGGAAAAACCUCUUGCCAGAAAUCCAGUCGUCAAAGAGCUCAUACACAAGAAAAACCCUUUAAAUGUACUGAAUGUGGGAAAAUCUUUAGCCAGAAGUCAGUACUUAGUGUACAUCAGAGAAUUCACACGGGGGAGAAACCCUUUGAAUGUACUGAAUGUGGGAAGACAUUCGGCCAGAAGUCACAUCUUAGUGUGCACCAGAGAACGCACACAGGAGAAAAGCCAUUUGAAUGCAACGAAUGUGGAAAAACAUUUGCCCAAAAGUCAGUCCUGACUGUACAUCAGAGAACUCACACCGGGGAAAAGCCCUAUGCGUGUAAUCAAUGUGGCAAGACUUUUUGCCAGAAAUCAGUCCUCACGAUCCAUCUCAGAACCCACACGGGUGAGAAACCAUACGAAUGUUACGAAUGUGGGAAGACCUUCUGCCGGAAGUCAAAACUCAGCAUGCACCAGAGAAUCCACACAGGGGAAAAGCCCUUUGUAUGUAAUCAAUGUGGGAAGACCUUCUACCAUAAGUCCGUUCUCAGCAUGCAUCAGAGAACUCACAAAAGGGAGAAGCCUUAUGAAUGUAGUGAGUGUGGGAAAACUUUUUACCAGAAGUCAGAUCUUAUGAUACAUCGGAGAAUUCACACAGGGGAAAAACCUUAUGAAUGUAAGGCAUGUGGAAAGAUUUUUUGCCAGAAGUCACACCUCAUCAAGCACCAGAGAAUCCACACAGGGGAAAGACCCUUUGAAUGUAAUGAGUGUGCGAAAACCUUCUCUCGGAAGUCCAGUCUCAGAAUGCAUCAGAGAACUCACACAGGGGAAAAACCAUAUAAGUGCGUCGAGUGUAGGAAAACCUUCUCCCAUAAGUCAGGCCUCACUAUACAUCAGAGAACUCACACAGGAGAAAAACCCUAUGAAUGUCCCGAAUGUGGGAAAACCUUUUGUCGUAAAUCAUUCCUUAACACGCAUCAGAGAACUCAUACAGGAGAAAAGCCCUAUCAGUGCAAUGAUUGUGGAAAAACCUUUGGUCAGAAAUCACACCUCAGGACACACCAGAGAACCCAUACGGGUGAGAAACCUUAUGGAUGUACUGAGUGUGGAAGAACUUUCGGCCAGAAGUCACACCUCCGAACACAUCAAAGGACUCAUGCAUAUGAAUAUCAAUAAUGUGAGACAGCUUACUGCAACAUGCCCUACCUCAUACAACCCACACAGGAAAGACCCAAUGAAUGUGAAAAAACGUUUUGUGCUAAGUCAGUGUCCAACAUAACAGACACACUGU
Molecule: messenger RNA, 2304 nt
Organism: Ochotona curzoniae (black-lipped pika)
Lineage: Eukaryota; Metazoa; Chordata; Mammalia; Lagomorpha; Ochotonidae
Gene: ZNF717
Product: zinc finger protein 717
Exons: 9
Coding region: 369-2189 (606 amino acids)
Biological process (GO): regulation of transcription by RNA polymerase II
Molecular function (GO): RNA polymerase II cis-regulatory region sequence-specific DNA binding; DNA-binding transcription factor activity
Source: RefSeq, a predicted model, not a curated record